GAUAAUUGUACUGCUAAAAUAAUAAAUUUGGUUUGCAUAUUGCGUAUGAUAUCUGUUGACCUGUGAUCCGGUUGAUGAAUUCCUUCAUUUUCUACUAUCCCCCGAAAAUUCGGCAUCGAUGAAUCGAUGUGCAAAUUGAUUUUGACAUUUGACAAAAACGUCAAAACGAAAACGAGUGUGAACGAGUGGUUGGAUAACAAAACAAAAAAAGUUUAAGUUGGAGUAAGGUUUAUUAUAUAAAUAUAAGGAUAAAUAAAUAUAUAAAUGAUAUAUAACUUAUGACUAAAAUAACAAAUUUAAAUAAAAAUUGUGCCCUCCUACUACAAGAAUAUGUCAAGUGUUUUAGAAAAUUUAACCAUUAAUGUUGGAAAUAUAAUAAAAUACGGUUGCAUGGCAUACUGUACACUUCGCUUCGGUGGUGAUUUUGUAAUAUGUUCCGGUCCUUCCAUGGAACCGACUUUACAUUCCGAUGAUGUUCUAUUGACAAAGCACGUUUCACCACUCAGAGGAGGCAUAAACAAGGGAGAUAUUAUAAUAGCUAAAUGUCCUACCAAUCCCAAACAACAGAUCUGUAAAAGAGUAGUGGCCCUUCCUGGGGAGAAAGUAAAAACUGGCUUCAGAACAUACAAGUAUGUACCUCUUGGUCAUGUAUGGCUGGAAGGUGAUAAUGUCAAUAAUUCUUUAGAUAGUCGAUCAUAUGGAGCUUUACCUCAAGGAUUAAUAAAGAGUAAGGCUUUGUGUAAAGUAUGGCCUCUUCAAGACAUUACUUUGUUCACUAAAUAAUUUAUAUGGACUUUGUGUGGUAUUUGGAACAUUUUUAAAUAAAUUAUAUGAUAA
Molecule: messenger RNA, 837 nt
Organism: Diabrotica balteata
Lineage: Eukaryota; Metazoa; Arthropoda; Insecta; Coleoptera; Chrysomelidae
Source: the annotation of a GenBank genome assembly